AUGAUGAUGAUGAUGAUGAUGAUGAAAGUAGUUAACCUGCUCCCAUUAGUAUUAGUGCUGGUAGUAGUAGUAGUAGCAGCAGCAGCAGCCGAUGCUGCAACAGCUCCAGAGGCUCCUGCCGAUAUGACAUUCUUUGGUGAAGGUGCUUGUCGCGCCGAGUUGGAUGGCUAUCAUGAUUGGGCGGCUGCCAAGGACAUUUAUACAGUCCAAGCCUGCGACCUGCUUUGUAGAACAAAUGAUCCCAACAAAGGUCUGCGAGGCUUUGUUUUAGAUGCCGAGUUCGAUCAUUGCAUUUGUUACUUUGAGGAUGGUCUGUCUCCGGGCGAAGGAGGAACUUGUCCACCAGCUUACACCCGUGACCUUACACCUGGCAAUUGCAAGGUCACCAACAAUGGAAAAGGUCCUGUGGAUUCGUAUGAGUCUCAUUCGGAGGCUUAUUGUUACGCUUACAAUGCCUUUCCCGGUUCUGAGAGCAAUGGAGAUCCUCAUUUCCGCACCUGGAAGAACGAACAUUUCGAAUUCCACGGACAAUGCGAUGUCGUCAUGACCUCGGUCAAGAACUUUGUUGCUUCCGCCAACAGCAAUCACGAAACAAUAACCUUGGACCUUGACAUUCACCUUCGUACCAAAAUGGUGCGUUACUGGAGUUACAUUGAAAAGGCUGCCAUUCGCAUUGGCAAUGAUAUUUUAGAAGUCGAAGGAAUGCCUGAUUUCUCUCUCAGCUAUUGGAUCAACUUUGAACACAAGGGCGAGUUGACGAAUCUAGCAGGAUUCCCAGUGUCCAUUAAUGAAAACAAUGACAAGUACACCAUUCAUUUGGACGCCAUUUUUCCUGGACAAAGGAUUGAAAUCAAAACCUACAAGGAAUUUGUCGGUGUCAAGAUUAUCGGUGCCACACAAGCCUCCUUUGGCAAUGCCGUGGGUAUCACUGGAGACUACAAGACUGGUCAUACCUACGCACGUGAUCAAUCCACCAUUCUUCAUGAUUUCAAUCAGCUGGGCCAGGAAUGGCAAGUCUUGCCCAGUGAUGGCAGAUUAUUUCAUGCCAUGGCAGCUCCACAAUUCCCAGAACAUUGCUACCUUCCAGAAGAUCCUCAAGGACAACGUCAACGUCGUUUGGACGAGUCUAGCAUUACCGAAGAUCAAGCCGAAGUGGCAUGCUCGGGACUUUCGGAUGACUUUGAUCGCAAGGGUUGUGUCUACGACAUAGUAGCUACUCAAGACUUGGGCAUGGUGGGGGCCUACUAG
Molecule: messenger RNA, 1248 nt
Organism: Cylindrotheca closterium
Lineage: Eukaryota; Bacillariophyta; Bacillariophyceae; Bacillariales; Bacillariaceae
Source: the annotation of a GenBank genome assembly